Messenger RNA from Acanthisitta chloris (rifleman), 1771 nucleotides. Its product is annotated as glycerophosphodiester phosphodiesterase domain-containing protein 5-like. Gene Ontology annotation, molecular function: glycerophosphodiester phosphodiesterase activity. Lineage: Eukaryota; Metazoa; Chordata; Aves; Passeriformes; Acanthisittidae. Gene Ontology annotation, biological process: lipid metabolic process. The transcript has 15 exons. Gene Ontology annotation, cellular component: membrane. The record is from RefSeq and is a predicted model, not a curated record. Bases 29 to 1771 code for a protein of 580 amino acids.
AGGAGGAAGAUGAGAUAAAGCCACUCAGAUGGAGGCCAGUUCCACCAGCUUCAAGAGCCUCAAGUUUGGGAAGCUGAAGGUGGUACGUCGCCACUUGCUACAGAGGUAUGAGCACCAGCCCUUCAUCUCCUGCCUGGCUGGUUUCUACAGCUGCCGGUGGAAGCGGUACCAGCGCAGAAGGACUGAGCCUGGGAAAUGCUGCUGCAAGAUGCGGGAAUGCAUGUUUUUCCCAUUGCUCGUUGGAGCUUUCUGCUUUUCUCUGGUCUUUCUGUACAUGUGGGGCGAAGCAAAAAAUGACUACAACAACUUUGACUGGUAUAACUAUGGGAACCUGGGCUUCUGGUUUCUCUGGUCUCUUGUUCUCCUGAUUGUGGCCGCAAUCUUGUUCACAUACAUCUCACUGUUACUGGUCCUUGCGAUGUGUUUGCUUGCAGAAGGUCAGCAGCUGUACCUGCACUGGAGUCACAAGAUUGGUACUUUUCUUGUCCUGGGCUUCUCUAUCACAGCCCUCUUCAUAUUAUCUGUACUCUGGGGAGAUCAAUGGAAAACCGUCCGCUUGUCAUUCCAGAUCACAGCUCCCUAUCUCCACAUAGGGGCAAUCGCCAUCAUGGUCCUCUUGUCCUGGCCUGUGGCUCUUCAUGCCAUCAGAGCAGAUAAUAAAGUUAUUCAGGUGAUAAUCGUUGGUCCAUACCUGGCUAUCCUUCUCUUUCUUUUCUUGAUACCUCUGGGGAUGUACUCUCCUUGCAUCAGAGAGACGGGAACACUCGGACCAAAGCCAGCCCUCAUUGGACACCGUGGAGCACCAAUGCUGGCACCAGAAAACACUGAGAUGUCAUUUCAGAAGACAAUUGAGCAUGGUGGGGAUGGUCUUGAAACAGAUGUCACCAUUAGCUAUGAUGGAGUUCCUUUCCUCAUGCACGACAGCACCUUAAGGAGGACAACUAACAUCAAAGAGGUGUACCCCAAUGAUACUGCUCAAAAUGCUGCAUUAUUCUCCUGGAAUACCCUGCAGAAUUUGAAUGCUGGAACAUGGUUCCUUAAAGACAAACCAUUUGCAUGCAUGGGCUCACUGUCAAGGGCAGAUCAAAACCAGGCAAUGAAUCAGUCCAUUUACAAGCUAAGUAAUUUCUUGCACCUUGCAGACAGUCAGAAUAAACUUGUGAUAUUUGAUCUCUACCGCCCUCCAGAGAAACAUCCUUACAGGAACUCUUGGAUCAACAGAACCCUGGAAGUCAUUCUCAACGAGUCGGGGAUCAGACCCCAUCUGGUCCUAUGGCUGGAGAACAACAUGAGGUCCUUUGUUCAGUCUGUAGCUCCUGGCUUUCAGCAAACAGUGGGCAGUAAGGCCCCAGUUGAAGAUCUGUUAAUGGGCAAUAUUGUCAAACUCAAUCUGGCCUACACUGAAAUGUCCAGUGAAUAUAUCCGGGAAUGUGCUGAGAAAAACAUCACCACCAACCUCUAUGUGGUCAAUGAGCCAUGGCUUUUCUCCCUGGCGUGGUGCUCUGGGGCACACUCUGUGACCACCAAUGCUGUCCACACACUAAAGAAUCUCAGCCAGCCACUCUUCCUCAUGACCCCGCAGCAGUACAACAUUAUGUGGAUCCUGACAGAUCUGACCUCUGUGCUCCUCAUCUCACUCAUCUUUGCUCUGCACUGGUGGCGAGAGCGGAGUUUCUCCUGCUGUGCUCAUGACAGUGACCAGAUGAUAGAGAGUACCACCUACAACAAGUUCAGAACAGAGCUCAGUGACAUGCCUACCGCCCUGGCCUGA